AUGCGCACUCUUCUGGUCUUUUUGCUGCUUCUAACCCGAACUGAAGCGCAGGUGGCAGCGAUUUCUGAAAUCCCAACAUGUGCGCUUCAAUGUAUGAUCAAAGCACUGCCAUCGACGGGCUGCACUGCCACAGAUGUGGGAUGCCUUUGCAGAAGCGAGGCGCUGUGGUCGCAGACCCAGGCUUGCGCCACGACAGCAUGUUCUGUAAAGGACUUGUUGACAUCGUCGCGUGUUGGAGCGGAAUUGUGUCAGCUUCCUCAGCGAGAUAGGACAACACUCGUCCCCAUCUUGUCCACAAUUCUGUGCGUACUCGCAUUUAUCACGCUCGUCAUACGACUGGUGUCUCGCCGACCGGAGCUCACAGGACCAUUUGGCUGGGACGAUGCCAUCGUCACGCUUGCGUACAUUCUCGCAGUCCCGGUUGUCGUCUUCGCGCACAUCGGCUGCCCGAAAGGACUCGGCAAGGAUAUUUGGAUGGUACAAUUUCCGGAAAUUCCCAACAUACUGCGCUUGUUCUACUUGUGCCAGGGCUUCUAUGUCAGCUCGGUCAACCUUGUCAAGAUCGCGUUGCUGCUGUUCUUGUUGAGAGUGUUUCCAAACUACUGGUUCAGACGCCUAUGCUGGCUUAUGAUCGGCAUCGUUGCCCUUUUUGGCACCGCAUUCACGAUGUUCUCCAUAUUUCAGUGCAGUCCGAUCAAUCACGUAUGGAACCAAUGGGACGGACUCCAUGAGGGCAAGUGCAUCAACAUCUACGUUGGAUCCUACGUCAAUGCAGCCAUCAACAUGACGCUUGAUAUAGCCAUACUUUUGAUGCCGAUGCCAAUGCUCAUCAAGCUGAAUGCAACCUACUCUCGGAGACGCAAAGUUCACAUCAUGAUCAUGUUCAGUGUCGGCAUUGUCGUUACAGUCUUCAGCGCACUGCGCGUACGCACCCUCGUCAGCUUUGGCAAUCUGGUAAACCCUACAUGGGACUACGUCGACGUGGCAAUCUGGUCUAUAUCCGAAAUGUUCUUUGGGAUCAUCUGCUGUUGCCUGCCGGCGAACAAGGUGUUCUUCAUGCGUAUACUACCACACUGGAUCGGCUUCACUCGCCUGGGGAGUACCGCCCCAUCAGGGCCCUCAAACGACAAGCUUGAGUCUACUUCACGCGGUACUUCGAAGUUCUUACGCAAAAGUGGUAAAGCCCCCAGAAUCGCCACUGCGGCGCUAACAAACGUGUCGGCUUUUGGUGACCCCGAGGACAAUCGCGAAUUUACACCACUUCCCAGCCACUCGACUGACCAGGUCCCUCUGCAGAAUCGGGGACAUCGUACGUCAACGACGGCGUUCGGCACCACGAGCAGGCCACAGAACGUGUAUCAGGGUACUUGGGAAAAGGGUCAAUUCAAUCGUGGUGGCGCCGUAGUGUCGACCAGGCAAUUUUCGUGA
Molecule: messenger RNA, 1428 nt
Organism: Cyphellophora attinorum
Lineage: Eukaryota; Fungi; Ascomycota; Eurotiomycetes; Chaetothyriales; Cyphellophoraceae
Exons: 3
Coding region: 1-1428 (475 amino acids)
Source: RefSeq, a predicted model, not a curated record